AGAGAGAGAGAGAGAGAGAGAGAGAGAGAGAGAGAGAGAGAGAGAUAAAGUUUAGUUGAAAAUUCAAUUGAAAUUUAUCAGAAUGAGUUCAUCAUCAGCUCAAUACGAUCUAUCAUUUAAGAUCUUGUUGAUCGGAGAUUCUGGUGUCGGAAAAAGUAGUCUUCUCCUCAGUUUCGUUUCCAAUUCUCUCGAGGAUAUUUCCCCUACUAUUGGGGUUGACUUCAAAAUCAAGCAGCUUACAGUUGGUGGAAAGAGAUUAAAGCUUACAAUUUGGGACACUGCUGGACAAGAAAGGUUUAGGACAUUAACAAGCUCUUACUACAGAAGUGCUCAAGGCAUAAUUCUUGUAUAUGAUGUUACAAGGAGAGAUACAUUCACAAGCUUGUUAGACAUUUGGGCUAAAGAAGUUGAGCGUUACUCCACUAAUCAAGAUUGUGUCAAGAUGCUCAUUGGAAAUAAAGUUGAUAAAGAUUCAGAAAGAUUUGUAAGCAAGGAAGAAGGUGUUGCUCUUGCGAAAGAACUUGGAUGUUUAUUUUAUGAGUGUAGUGCAACAACUCUAGAAAAUGUACACAAAUGCUUUGAGGAGAUUGCAUUGAAGAUAAUGGAAGUUCCUAGUCUUGUUGAAGAAGGGUCUACAAUAGUGACAAAAAAUUUACUAAAGCCCAAGUCUGAAGAUCAAACAACAACUAUGGACAGCUGUUGCUCAUAAAAAGAAAAAUAAACUUAAGAGAAAAAUGUCAAAAAACUAUAAGUUGUUUUUUUCUUUUUAUUUUAGUUUGCGUGUGUUGUUGUAAAAGAAAAAGUAGAUUGAUGAUGAUUUAGAGGUAGUGAAAGGUUGUUUACUUGUUCUUGUUUGUUAUGUUGUUAUUUAAAACCUUGAUUUUUUUAUGUGUAAUUAUUUGAAAAUGCAUGUUUGGUAAGAGGAAG
This is a messenger RNA of Lactuca saligna, 927 nucleotides long. Lineage: Eukaryota; Viridiplantae; Streptophyta; Magnoliopsida; Asterales; Asteraceae. The record is from the annotation of a GenBank genome assembly.